AUGUCUCAUCCAUCGCUAUUCUCGUUGAAAUCACAUCGAUUACGAAUCUGUCUUUUGUUAAUGAUUGGACUUUAUGCGACGGUUUCAAUGAGAGUAAAUCUGAGUAUGGGAGUGACGUGUAUGGUAAACACAACUGCAAAUGCUAAGCCUGCAACUUUAUCGAAUACGAGUCAACAAGUGGAACCGAGUGGGACGUGUUAUCGGAGAUACGAUGAAGUGUCCGCGAAAGAGGAUGGAUAUGGGGGUCCUCUCCUUUGGAGUUCCUCAAUGCAAUCACUUCUAUUUUCGGCCACAUUCUAUGGUGGAUUGGUCACCAUUGCCAUUUCUGGCUAUAUUGCUGAUCGUUUCGGUCCAAAGAUGAUUCUACUAUUUGCUGCUAUCGAUUUCUCGAUCAUGACAAUGAUGGGCCCGUUUCUUGCUUCGAAUUCCUAUUGGGCCUAUUUUGGAGCUCGAUUUAUUAUGGGGCUUGGAGAGGGCUUCAUUUUCCCGUGUCUGAACAGCAUGGCCGCCAAAUGGUUUCCACCGAGUGAGAAGUCGACUGUUGGAGCUAUUUAUACAAGUGGAAAUCAGUUAGCCGCUGGUUUCACCUCAUUCCUUGUGGCCGGAUUGUGCUCUUCACCGCUUGGAUGGCCGUCGAUCUUCUACAUUUUUGGCAGCUUAGGCAUCAUCUGGGCAAUUGUUUGGCAAAUCUUUGCCACGAAUUACCCAAACGAAAACAAAUGGAUCUCUGAAGAGGAGAGGAUCUACAUCGAGAAAAAUCUUGCCAACAAGCAGCAAUCUCAAUAUUUUCAAGAGAAUCGCGUCCCAUGGAGAGAAUUGCUCUUCGGUAAAGUCGUCCUCGCCAACUACACGAGUCAAUUCGCUUACAACUUCUCAGCCUCAAUCAUGCAAGCCUUUUUGCCGACUUAUUUCAAGGAUGUUCUCUUUAUUCCGAUUCGUUUGAACGGUUUAUUCACAAUGGUGCCCUUCAUUUCUCAACUGGUUUCAAAGAAUAUUUUUGGCGUGUUGUCGGAUUAUAUGAAGAGACACGAGAUUUUAGAUCCCGAUGUUUCUGUGAAAGUUUUUCAAGCGAUUGGAGCCAUUGGAUCAGCCGUUUCCCUCAUCGCUCUAGCCACACUUCCAUCCUGCGAACACCCAUAUAUCGCUCUGCCCAUUCUGAUGGCUUACGGUAUUUUCUUCUCCGCCGGAAUUUGUGGUUUCUUCACAUCUUUGCUUUCAAUCGCUCCCCCGUACUCGGGCACAAUGACCUCGAUCUCGAUGACUUAUGCCACAAUUGCUAACUUGAGUGGCCCGAUUCUGAUCACAUUUAUCGAUUUUAUGGGUUGGCCAAACAAAUGGAUGAUUACCUUUUUAUCCGCUGCUUCUUUUAACAUUUUAUCUGGAAUAUUUUAUGUAUUUUAUGGAGAAGCUCGAGUGCAAGAAUGGGCAAAGCCAAACGAGAAAGAGAAGCCAAGGAUU
Mesorhabditis belari is the source of this 1458-nucleotide messenger RNA. NCBI's taxonomy places the organism in Eukaryota, Metazoa, Nematoda, Chromadorea, Rhabditida, Rhabditidae. The record is from the annotation of a GenBank genome assembly.